AUGCCUAGAGACACCAAGACCGCCAUCAUGAACACCAUCCCGACACGCCAUGUCGGGGAUGUCGCACCCCGCGAUCAUCUACAUCUACCGCCCAUAUCGUCCUCCGCAGUCGCCAGCGGCAUGAAGCGUUCUUUUGCGACCAUGGCCAUGCUUUACGCCAACGACAGCGACGCGGACAACACCGACGAUGCCAAUGCCAAUGCCAAUGCCAACGCCAGGCGGCCACCACGACCCCUCUCCAACAGUCCGAGUACUUCCAGCUACAGAGUAGGCACGUCUAUUUUUCUCCUUGCCUUUCAUCUCAAGUCUUGUAUUGUGCUCAAUACUAACAGAUCGGUCCAACUAGGCUCUUGGUCGGCACCCAACUCCCCGCCCCGUCGUGCGCUGCCGCAUCAUCCCAUCACCGCCAAUUUCGAUCCCGAUGCUUCCAUUGUUAUCGCCGGUAUCCGUGGCGCUGGCAAGUCUACGCUGGCCAUCAUGGCAUCUACCGCCAUGAAGCGCAAAUUAGUCGAUCUGGAAUCCGAGUUCCAUCAUCUCACCGGCUUGUCUAGUUCGAACUACAAGAAGAGACAUGGCCCGGGCGACUACGGAAGGCGUCAGAUCACCAUCUUGCAGAACAUCUUGAGUCUGCACAGAACCCGCGCCAUUCUCGUUUGUUCUUGGCUGGAGCGCGAUGUGCAAGCCAUGUUGCAGAAUUUCAGCACGUCUAAUCCCGUCAUUUACGUUCUGCGUGAUGCGAAAGCCAUCGAGGCCCAUCUGAAGGGAUAUGACAAGUCCAAAGUUAGCGCCCUUCUUGACGCCACAAGUGCUGUCCUUCGCCGCUGCACCCAUUUCGAGUUCUUCAACGUCUCCGAGGAGAACUUGGACACCCACUCCGGUCCAGCAUCACCGCCCGCCGUCCCGGACCAGCGGCAUACCGCGCCAUAUUUAACGCUCAAACGAGCUGAGCGCCAUUUCCUCAAGUUCCUCUCCUUAAUUUUACCCAAGGGAACCAUACCCUUCGUCGAGUCCGCGUUUCCCUUGGCUUCCGUCCCCGUUGAGCAGCGCCGCUUCACCUACGCCCUCGCCUUGCCUAUAUCUGCCUUCCUCGACAGAGGCGUUGAUAUACAAGAGCUCGAUGCCGGCGUGGAUGCAAUCGAGAUCAUUAUUGAUGACCUUGCAACAGGCGAAUCCCGCGCAACGAGUUCCCUGGGCCUUGCGCCACACCGGGCGAGCGAGAUCAGCCGUGUUGUAGGCGAGAUCAGAAGGGACACAGUGAUUCCCAUUAUCGUUCACGUGGUCUUUCCAGAGAGAGCGUUGUCUGAAGAAGCUCUGCUGGCUCUUUACAUGACUUACCUCAGCCACGCCUUAAGGCUUGCGCCAGAUUAUCUUACGGUCGAUCUGAGACUCGAUUCAGGCUUACUGAGCCAACUAACUGCCGUUAAAGGAAUAGCAAAGGUUAUCGGCAACAGACAGAUUUUGCACGUCAAUUCGCCGCUUUGGGGGGAUUCGUCUUGGGUCCAGGCCUACCGAAAGGCCCAGAAUACAGAAUGCGACUUGGUGCGGAUGACUAGACGGGCUUCAAGUUCCAGGGACAACACGGAUAUCCGGCAGCUUCAAGUUGCGGUAGACGCCGCGGGGGGUCCAAGACUUCCUUUGAUUGCUUACAACACAGGCCGGCUAGGUCGAUCAUCGAUGUGUUUUAACGAGAUCCUGACCCCGGUUGCACCAGAGCCUUUCAAGCAGGAUACACCUGAGCUCCAAGAUCAUGCUCACCACCAUCUCCAACCUCCGCUUACGGCUCUAGAAGCGACGCAUGCUCUCUAUUCUGCAUUUGUCCACGACCCCAUGAAGCUGUAUGUCUUCGGCGCAAAUGUGGGAUAUAGCUUAUCCCCAGCCAUGCACAAUGCCGCUCUCAAUGCCUGUGGAAUUCCGCACCACUACCGGCCCCUUUCUACGACCAAUAUCGGGACCUUGCGCGAGGUCAUCAGUGAUCCGCAGUUUGCUGGAGCCUCGGUCGGUCUCCCGUUCAAGGUGGAAAUUAUCAGCCUUACGCAUUCGUUGAGCAGGCAUGCGAAAGCCAUCGGGGCCGUCAACACCUUGAUUCCGGUCCGACACCUUACGGCAGACGGUGGAAUACCGGACGAGGUAUCCAUGUUCAACAAUAUCAGCCAAGCUGGCCCUGUCAAAGCUCUUUACGGCGAGAACACGGAUUGGAUUGGUAUCCGGGCCUGCCUUCGCCGCGGUUUAUCGCCCGCAAAUGCCGUGAGGUCAACUAGCACUGGUCUUGUGAUUGGCGCUGGUGGAAUGGCUAGGGCGGCUGUAUAUGCCAUGCUUCAACUGGGAGUCAAGAAGAUUUUGAUCUUUAACCGAACAUUUGCCAAUGCCGAGAAGCUGGUUUCGCACUUCGAGAACCUGUUGGUCAGAGACGCAUUGCCUUUGUUGAGCACAGGGCCAAGAUCCCAUGACAACACCUCUUUUCACAUUAUUCGAUCCCGAGACGAACCGCUCCCAGAAAACUUCAAAAACCCAACCAUGAUUGUUUCCUGCAUACCGACACACACAGUGGACAAUACCCCGGACCCCGAGUUUACUGUACCUCUACAUUGGCUCGACAACCCCACUGGCGGCAUUGUGCUAGAACUAGACUACAAAUGUCUCACAUCACCUCUGCUCGAACAAACACGACGCGAAGCUCACAGAGGCUGGGUCGCAAUGGAUGGACUCGAUCUUCUGCCAGAACAAGGGUUUGCCCAAUUCGAACUGUUCACCGGGCGGCGAGCACCCCGUCGUUUGAUGAGGCGCGAGGUUUUGCGAGCAUACCCGGAUGGUCAAGAGCAAUCUCAUACCGCACAGUUACAGCCUCGACUCAACAGAAUUGCAACGCAGAUAUCCUGA
This is a messenger RNA of Sordaria macrospora k-hell, 2877 nucleotides long. RefSeq lists its product as uncharacterized. The record is from RefSeq and is a predicted model, not a curated record. Gene Ontology annotation, molecular function: shikimate 3-dehydrogenase (NADP+) activity; 3-dehydroquinate dehydratase activity; 3-phosphoshikimate 1-carboxyvinyltransferase activity. Gene Ontology annotation, biological process: chorismate biosynthetic process. NCBI's taxonomy places the organism in Eukaryota, Fungi, Ascomycota, Sordariomycetes, Sordariales, Sordariaceae.